Diceros bicornis minor is the source of this 1247-nucleotide messenger RNA. It is a transcript of the gene GGH, whose product is annotated as gamma-glutamyl hydrolase. Gene Ontology annotation, cellular component: vacuole. The record is from RefSeq and is a predicted model, not a curated record. Gene Ontology annotation, biological process: tetrahydrofolylpolyglutamate metabolic process. The coding region runs from base 30 to 986 and encodes 318 amino acids. Gene Ontology annotation, molecular function: gamma-glutamyl-peptidase activity. The transcript has 9 exons. Lineage: Eukaryota; Metazoa; Chordata; Mammalia; Perissodactyla; Rhinocerotidae.
UCGAAAGGCGGCGGGAGCCGGCGAGCGCGAUGGCCAGCCCGGGCCGGGUGCUGUGCGUGCUGGGCCUGCUCCUGUGCGGGGCGGCGAGCUUCCGCCUGUCCGCUCCUCGCGCCGCCGCCUCGGAGAAGCCCAUCAUCGGAAUAUUAAUGCAAAAGUGCCGUGAGAAAGACCUGAAAAGCCUGGGAAAAUUCUAUAUUGCUGCAUCCUAUGUAAAGUAUCUGGAGUCCGCAGGUGCAAGAGUUGUACCAAUAAGGCUUGAUCUUACACAUGAAGAAUAUGAAAAGCUUUUCCAUUCUAUUAAUGGGAUCCUUUUCCCUGGAGGAAGUGCUGACCUCAAGAAGUCAGGUUAUGCUCAAGUGGCCAAAAUAUUUUACAACUUUGCCAUACAGAGUUUUGAUGGUGGAGACUAUUUUCCUGUGUGGGGUACGUGCCUUGGAUUGCAAGAGCUUUCGUAUCUGAUUAGUGGCAAGCUCUUACUAACUCUCACAAAUACUGAUGGAAUUACAAUGCCGCUGAACUUCACUAAAGGUACAAUGCAAAGCAGAAUGUUCCAGAAUUUUCCUUCUGACCUCUUGCUGUCGUUAUCAGCAGAACCUCUGACUGCGAAUUUCCACAAGUGGAGCCUGUCCAUGACGAAUUUUACGAUGAAUGAAAAGUUAAAGAAGUUUUUCAAUGUGUUAUCUACAAAUACAGAUGGCAAGACUGAGUUUAUUUCAACGAUGGAAGGAUACAAAUAUCCAGUGUAUGGCGUCCAAUGGCAUCCAGAGAAGGCACCUUAUGAGUGGGGGAAACUGAAAGGCAUUUCCCACGCACCUAAUGCUGUGAAAGCUGCGUUUUAUUUAGCAGAGUUCUUUGUUGCUGAAGCUCGGAAAAACAGUCAUCAUUUUGAAUCUGAGGUUGAAGAGGAUAAAGCACUGAUUUAUCAGUUCCAUCCAAUUUAUACUGGAAAUAUUUCUUCAUUUCAGCAAAUUUAUAUAUUUGAUUGAAAGCCUUCAAUGUGUUAACAGAGGAGUUUUGAAUAAUUCCAUGAUUAAACUCUUAUAAUAACUUGCCUCUCAUGGCAAAAAUAGAAAGCCCCAGAGAUUCCUUUUCUCUGAUGUUAUUGGCUCUGAUCUUCAUUCAUUAUAUUUGACUGUAUCACAUUUGAUAAUUAACCAGUGAGACAGAUAAAUAAUCAUAGUGUAUUACAUGGAAAAGCUUUCUUUUAUCUGAAGAUUAGAAAAAAAUAAAUUUAUUGAAAAUACAAA